Messenger RNA from Amaranthus tricolor (Joseph's coat), 663 nucleotides. RefSeq lists its product as uncharacterized. Lineage: Eukaryota; Viridiplantae; Streptophyta; Magnoliopsida; Caryophyllales; Amaranthaceae. Gene Ontology annotation, biological process: DNA integration. Gene Ontology annotation, molecular function: nucleic acid binding. The transcript is spliced from 3 exons. The record is from RefSeq and is a predicted model, not a curated record. The coding region runs from base 1 to 663 and encodes 220 amino acids.
AUGGAUUUUGUAGUUGGAUUACCAAGAAGGCACCGAAGAAAUAACAUAAUUUGGGUAAUAGUUGAUAGAUUGACUAAAGUUGCAAGAUUCCUGCCAAUGAAGGAAACAUGGUCAGUAAAACAAUUGGCUGACGCUUAUGUUCGAGAAAUUAUAAGAUUACAUGGAGUACCGAGAAACAUUGUGUCUGAUAGAGACCCAAAAGUUUUGUCACGAUUUUGGGAAAAGUUGCAAGAUGCAUUCGGAUCUAAACUAUGUUUAAGUACCGCAUUUCAUCCGAUGGACCGAAAUGUGCCUGAAGGACCAGAUCUUAUUCAAGACUCUAUCGAUAGCUUGAGGGUGGUGCAAGAGAAUAUAAAGGCAGCACAAAGUAGACAUAAGAGUUAUGCAGACAAUCGUCGCAGAGCUUUACAAUUUGAUGAAGGUGAUAAAUUGAGAAAGUAUAUCCACGACCCAUCACAUGUGUCAGUUCACGAACCCUUCCAAAUUGAUGAAAACCUUGCUUAUGAAGAAAGACUAAUUAGAAUUUUGGAUCGUCAAGGAAAAGAAUUGAGGAAUAAAAGAAUAUCUCAAGUUAAAGUGCUAUGGUCAAACCAUCAUGUUGAAGAAGCAACUUGGAAAAGCGAAACUGAUAUGAGAGAACGCUAUCCCCAGUUGUUCUUUUAG